Molecule: messenger RNA, 1341 nt
Organism: Metarhizium brunneum ARSEF 3297
Lineage: Eukaryota; Fungi; Ascomycota; Sordariomycetes; Hypocreales; Clavicipitaceae
Gene: DCTN4
Product: Dynactin subunit 4
Cellular component (GO): dynactin complex
Source: RefSeq, a predicted model, not a curated record
AUGUCGGAUGACAACCUGCUUUCUCCCGAGGGCCAGUCAAGCUCAAAUGGCGGCCCGUAUGCCUUGUUCUGCCAAUAUUGUAACUGGUCUUCUACCGACGUUGGAAUCAAAUUCGACCGGCCCAGCGGUAUCCACUCGCAACUUGGCAAGUUGAAUAAUGGCGGUACGCCAAAGAUCACCAUUAGGGAUGUAAAGGAGAGGCGAAAGGAGAAUCCAGAUGAACCACCGCUGCCGGACGAUGAGGUCGACCGCGAUUUGCAGUUCGCAAGCUUGAGGACUUUUUAUCAGGAGCAGUUGGCAAAUUCAAACCCGAAUCUUGGCGGUAUGACAUUGCAAGACAGUAUAGGAUUUUCCUCACCAGCCGCCUUGUCGAGGAUAAUGUCACUUUACACCGGCCGUGGUCAUCCAGGACGUAUGCAGCAGGGUCCAGCAGAUAUUAUGCGCGAGGCACUAAACUCAGAGGAAGGCCUCAAAUCGGCUCAAUUGGAUGAAUCAAGCAUGAUCAAGAAGUUGACCAACGACGGAUGGCAAGCCACUACCUCCUCGGAGCAGCGUGCCCACCAGGUCUCGGCGGGACGCUUUCAAGAUGAGCUACGACCCAUACCGUAUCUGCUGCGUACUAAGCGCUCUAAGCGCUGCCCUGCUUGUCGUCACAUCAUCUCCAAACCUGAGAGCAAAGUCGCGUCUACAAGGUUUAAAAUUCGGCUGGUGGCAAAGUCCUACAUCCCUACCAUCACUCUUCGCCCUAUGCAUCCCACUGCAGCGCCUGUACCAGUCACAUCUCGGCCAGCCGUCAACGACGAGGAACCAUUGACACCACUCAAACCGUAUCAGUAUAUUCUGACCUUCAAAAAUCCACUCUUUGAAAGCAUCAAGGUGACACUAGCAACGUCAAACACCACACCUGGGAGAUUUGCUAGCAAAGUCACCGUUUUGUGUCCCGAAUUUGAAGUUGACGCUAACACCGACAUGUGGGACGACGCUUUGAAAGACGACGGGAGAGACAAGGGUCGCAAAAGAGAUGAAGGUGCUGGCCAAGGAGAAACAGCAAAAAUAUGGGAAAGGGGACGUAAUUGGGUGAGCAUCAUACUCGAAGUCGUCCCAGCAUCCCUACGGCCAGAGCAUCAAACUCUACUCGGAAAGGAUAAGGACGACGUGGACGAUAGUCCCCUGAAAGAAGACGAGGACAUUCUGGAGAUACCAAUGUUUAUACGGAUGGAGUGGGAGGCGGAUGCCCAGCAUGACAUGGUCUCGGCGCAUGGAAAGGAUAAAGAGGCCAAGGAGAAGAGGGAACUGGCAUAUUGGUGUGUUCUUGGCGUGGGACGCAUCAGUCACGAGUGA